AAGCAUCUGCAAACCGGACUUGCCAACCUAAAGUCGUCGGUCGAUCAGCUUCCCGAGACUAUGAAGGCGGUGAUCAGCUGGUCAUACGUUCAAGUGUUCCAGCCAAUUCUGAACGCGACGGAAGGCAAGCGCAUGUGCUGGGCGAUUGGUGCAGUGAAUGUCGCUGUAUGGGUCGCAUGGCGUAUUCCUCGAUGGGGACCAGUCAUGUUGCGGAGCUUCGCGCAUAAUCCCCUAUCUGGGCGUUCGUACACGCUCUUCACGAGCAUGUUCAGCCACGAGAACUUCUUUCACCUUUUGUUCAACUGUAUGGCUCUUGCGAGCUUCGGCGCAGCUGCAAGUCAACAGCUGAUAGCACAGUUCAAGAAGGUCGAGCAAGAGCACGGAGCGCUUUCGGAACCCUCACCCAAGUGGCAUUUACUCGCACUUUUCAUCUCCGCUGGCCUCUUUUCUGGUCUCGUCUCCCAUAUUGGUCACACCAGAUGGCAAUAUCCGCGACUCAUUGCUCGCUUGAGGAACGCGACCACAACUCCGUCCACCUCUUCCAGCUUCAGUCUCAAGUCAUCUGCAUCCACGGCGCUUACAAAAGCCGAUACUGCUGUCGCCGCGGCCGGUAAGGCGGCUACAGAGGGGACGUCAUCCCUUGGCUCAUCCGGAGCAAUAUAUGCGUUAUUCGCCAUAACAGCACUCGGCUACCCCGAUGCUGAGAUUACUCUGGUCAUUCCGCCAUACUUUCCGAUCAAUAUCCAGACAGGAUUCUUCGCUCUGGUUGCGAUCGACACUCUUGGCGUACUGCGUGGAUGGAGAUUCUUGGAUCACUUCGCUCACCUAGGCGGCGCACUGUUCGGCGCGUUCUGGUACAAGUACGGCGCGGAGAUCUGGUUUUCGAUACGGCUGUGGGACCUCCCUACUGCGUUCUAUCUCCAUGGGCAUGGGCUUUCGUUAAGGCAGUGA
Messenger RNA from Dichomitus squalens LYAD-421 SS1, 951 nucleotides. Its product is annotated as rhomboid-domain-containing protein. The transcript has 5 exons. The annotation marks the transcript as partial. The record is from RefSeq and is a predicted model, not a curated record. Gene Ontology annotation, molecular function: serine-type endopeptidase activity. NCBI's taxonomy places the organism in Eukaryota, Fungi, Basidiomycota, Agaricomycetes, Polyporales, Polyporaceae. Gene Ontology annotation, cellular component: membrane.